CUGACAACAUUGGCUCGGGUUAGCCGUAACAACUAAUGACCUACAGAAGUUCUUUAGUUUUUUCAUACAUUUGUAUGAUAUUUCUCGUUAUUUUUUUAUAUAACUAAGGUGUUCCUGUAGCACAUGUCCAUUUUAACUCUGCCGACCUGUUGAUUUUCUGACGAAAAACUUUUCCUAACCUCUUCUUCUAACCAGCUAGUCUUACUGACCAGUUAGUUUGCUAAUUCACCUUAAGAUGUGCUCCAGUAGCAGCACAGAAGUUUUGCAGCAAGUCAGCCAGUUGUGGUCCAUGCUGGAUAAUCUCUGUGAAAAUGACCCUGCAGCCUACCGCACGCUCAUUGAGAGACAGCUGAAGGAAGGAGCUGAAUUGAGGGCACCGCCUGAGCUGGACUCGUGUCUCUGCACUGAAAUACUGAAACCAAAGAAAGGCCUGCUGUACAUCAACAUAUGUAGUUGGAAACAUGUGCCUGCACCUCAGGACCCCAGCAGGCCUUUACCAGUGUACACAGGAAAACUGGAAAAGGGCACAAAUGAAGGUCAAGGCUGGUAUGCUGUGCUGGAUGUGGCAUUAAAUCCUGCGGUGCUGCAGGAAAGUAAAGAGAACAAAGCAGAGAUUAACAAGGUCUAUAUGCUGGCCUUGAACUUUGCCCAGAAGGAGCUUGGGAUGACCUUAUCACAGCAGUACAGAGUUGUCAACAGUAGCCCAAAUAGUACCCCAGAUGAGUUGCACCGCCGGCUUGGAUUUCAGAAGUGGUCCAGCACCCCCAAACAAGCUGACACAGCUGGCCAGACACCAGCUGCCCUCCUUCAGCAAAUCUCCUCUCUACGAUCAGAAAACCAAGAUGAGGCCUCUGCUCCUCAAAUUAUCUGUAGACCUGCAGAGAAAAUAAAGAAGGAUUUGAUCCAGGUCAUCUCUUUCACUUCUGUGGAGCCUCAGAAGCCAGAGUAUCAACUCGAGGUGAAGACUGAUGCUUCAGAAGUUCCUCACAGUGUGGAGCUGACAGUGGAGCUGCCAAUGGUUUGCUCUAUGUCAGAGUGCCAGCUGAGCAUGUCUAAGGAUGACGUCUUGCUGGAGGUGGAGGAUAUUUACCAUUUGCUCGUGGAGUUCCCGAAAACUGUAAAUGAAGACAGUGCAUCUGCCGUCUUUAAUAAGAAGAAACGGAGGCUUACAUUGAAAGUGGAUGUUUUGUGACCAUUUGCUUUAAUUAAGAAACACCUGUGCAGUGUUUAAGCUAGCUAAAUGUUUUGAGAGUACAUUGUUCUGUGGAGAGACCCAUGUUCAGCCUCAGAAAUCAAGCUAACAAAUUGAACAGCCCGCGUGUAAACUGAUCCCUUUCUAAGAGCAAAAUGUUUGUGAAAAAAAAUGUAACAGUGUCCCUUUGUGCUGUGUGGGCAGCAGCAAAUUUAAUUCUAACCCCCCCACCCCCAAAUUAAUUGACUUUAAUGACAAUCUGUGGAUUUUGUUUAUUAAUGUGUGGGCGCAUGAGUGGAGGUGUAUAAUGGCUACGAGCUGGUGUCACUGCCAUAUGCAGGGGGGAAUAAUUGACAACAAAACGAUCCAUGCAAUAAUUUAUGUUUAUUAAAACA
Molecule: messenger RNA, 1587 nt
Organism: Archocentrus centrarchus (flier cichlid)
Lineage: Eukaryota; Metazoa; Chordata; Actinopteri; Cichliformes; Cichlidae
Gene: pih1d2
Product: PIH1 domain containing 2
Exons: 5
Coding region: 236-1192 (318 amino acids)
Biological process (GO): box C/D snoRNP assembly; rRNA processing
Cellular component (GO): ribonucleoprotein complex; R2TP complex; cytoplasm
Source: RefSeq, a predicted model, not a curated record